Branchiostoma belcheri (Belcher's lancelet) is the source of this 2270-nucleotide messenger RNA. RefSeq lists its product as uncharacterized. The record is from RefSeq and is a predicted model, not a curated record. Gene Ontology annotation, biological process: negative regulation of translation; proteasome-mediated ubiquitin-dependent protein catabolic process; protein polyubiquitination. The transcript has 7 exons. Lineage: Eukaryota; Metazoa; Chordata; Leptocardii; Amphioxiformes; Branchiostomatidae. The coding region runs from base 1 to 2241 and encodes 746 amino acids. Gene Ontology annotation, molecular function: ubiquitin protein ligase activity; protein binding; translation repressor activity.
AUGGCUGACCCACGGGAGACACCACGUCUGGAGAGUGAAGAAAUAGAAAUGUCAGUCCUCCAGGGGGGCUUCAACCGCCAGGAUCCGGGGAUACCUCCGCCUCUUCCCCCCGAACAGACCCGGACGGAUCCGUCCUGCCGCCCCAAACAGACUCAGGGGCUACCGUCUCGUCAUUCCGGACAAAUUCCGGAGGAUCCGACUCGCCGUUCUAGACGGAGGGGUGGAAGAACGACCGAAAAGGUACCGUCGCGUCACACGGAAGAGACCCCGGGACUACCGCCUCGUCCCCCCGAACAGGCUCCAGACGAACCAUCGGUGACGCCGAUCCGCCCCAAACAGAGAGACGGGAGAACGGCAGGCGUGUACCGGCACAGGCUACGGGAGGAAGACCUCGUCAAGCUGCCGCUGAACCCGAUGUACGGGGCAGAUCUAGAUCUGCCGUCAGAAUCCGAUGGAAGUGACCAUGACCAACAAACGACUCCCAAAGAAGUGUUUGGGGCGACCCAAGCCGAGAUGACAGCCUCGGGCGGUCCGGCAGACGACAGUCCACCAGCAGACGGCCCCGGUCAACCUCUGAACCGAGAAGUCCGCAGCGCCCGGCCGGUCCUCUCUACCCAGAGGCCAGGAAGAACCACCGGCGGGGCCCAGCCUGUGGCGGCCGCCGCACACGUGUACGAGGAUGGGGACACGUUCAGACAGGGCCUCGGACAACCUCUAAACCGCGACGUUUUCGGAGCUCCGACCAUUCCCAAGUCCCCGAGGCCAGGAGGCCCAUCUGAUGGGACCCAACCUGCGGCGGCCGCCGCACACACGUACGAGAAUGACGACACGUUCAGACAGGGUCUCGGGCCAGCUCUGAACCGGGAUGACAGCCCACCACCUGUCCCCUCAACACCGAGACCCGGAGGACCGCCCGGCGGGGCCCAACAACUGCCGAGCUGGCCACAGAUGCUGCUGAAUCCGCAAGCCAUCAUCAAUCAGCUGCAGCCGAACGCCAUGUACGACUCCAACGUGAACCACCCUCAAGGCGUAGGCCCAGUCCCGGAGAGUCGCACCAUUUGGGAACGGUUACGUCAUCACCAGUCCCCCCGCCUGCUGCUGUGCGUCGCCAUAUCGUCCGUUACCAUGGUAACACUGCUGAUCGUGGUGUCUGUACUUCUGACGCACCUCAACUCCCGACCUGACAACCAGGAUUCUCCGGCUACAACUAAAUCAGGACGUAACACCGCUGACAGCACUGCCUGGCGAAGUUCUACUGCGCUGAUGAAGACCGACAAAGUGACAUCGGCUGAUGUCAUCAAGGUGAGUCCGGUCCACGGACGUGGUCCCUCACACGGCGUCACGGAAGCAGCAGGACCUGGACCAAUCAACAAGCCGGUUUCAACAGGACCUGCACCAACCGUAGAUCAUGACAGCAGGGCCAGCGUCAUCACCUUUGGUGAUGGGUCGGGGGCUGGAAAACUGCGCGGCGCGCGCGGAGUCGCAGUUUCCCCCGACAACAAGAUCUGGGUGGCUGACUACACCAAAACCCGUCUCAGGGUGUACAGCAUGGCAGGCGCCUUUCUGUACGAGUUUCCCCAAGGUGCACCAGGGCUGGGGUACCCGUCGUCAAAGACGCCAGAUGACGUGUCCAUCGACAGAGAUGGUCACCUGUGGGUCUUGAUGAAUGGGUACCCUGCCAGCCCUGACUCCCUGGUGCAGGUGGACAGGGAAGGUCACCUGAAAGUCAAGUUUGACCUCCCUGACACUACACCACGGGGGAUGCACCGCGGAAUGGCCGUGGGCUUGCACAACAACCACGUUUUCGUCACCUGGUCUGACGGUUACAGUGGCGGUGUGCAAGCCUUCCAGCCGGAUGGGAGGUUCCUGUGGGAUGGCCAGCGGCGGAUGAAGAAGCCGACGUACGUCACCGCUACCGAAGAAGGCAACAUCUUCGUCUCCGACGUAAACGCUCACUACAUCUACAAGUUCGAUGAGAACGGGCAGUACAGGUCGAGGUUCGGAGGACCGGGGCUGAGCGGUGGCGACCUGAAUCGUCCUCGCGGCAUCUGUACGGACAGUUCCGGUCACAUCUUGGUGGUGGACUCUGACAACCAGCGCGUGGUGGUGUACACAAGCCGGGGUAGAUAUGUCCGCCACAUCGCCGUCCGUGCUAAACUCCCAAAAGGGGUUGCAGUGGGGCUGGGAGGACAGUUGGUUGUGAUCAACCAAAGCACAAUCACUGUCUUCCCCCGCUACUGAUAAUGAUGCACAAAGAUGAUGGCCCUUGU